Messenger RNA from Cladophialophora carrionii CBS 160.54, 1185 nucleotides. RefSeq lists its product as uncharacterized. Lineage: Eukaryota; Fungi; Ascomycota; Eurotiomycetes; Chaetothyriales; Herpotrichiellaceae. The coding region runs from base 1 to 1185 and encodes 394 amino acids. The record is from RefSeq and is a predicted model, not a curated record. The transcript is spliced from 2 exons.
AUGGCUCCGCGGAGUCGACACAACAAAUCCUCGAGCAUCGCGUCAAGCACUGGUGCAGCCGACGCCGUCAAUGGCAUAUUAGCCGGCACCCCGGGCUCGAAACCGUCCUCUCCUGCUGGGACCACGACGCGCAGACGACGUCAAUCGCGGUCGACUACAUCUCCACCGGGCUCGCCCGUCGUAGCUGUGUCAAAGCCAGUCGCGCGGGGCGCACAACCUGUCGUUAUCGAGGAAAGGGAAUUCGAGCCGCUCAAGUUUGCGGCAAGUGUGGUGUUGAGCGCGGUGCUGGAAGCGGCCUUACAAACCGCGGCUGCAACGGUCGGAGUAGGAGAUCUAGCUGCAGUCUCUAGGAGGCCGGGCACAUGGGCUGAGGUGCUCGGGCUGUUGGGUUGGAAAGUGGUCAAGUUGGGAAUAUACUGGGUCAGCAACUUCGAUGCCUACGACGUCGCGUCCCUCUCCCUUCUCCUCCACACACCUCAGGCGAUCCUCCUCGGCCUGUUCUACCAAAUUUCCCCCAUUACGUUGGCUUCCAUAGCCGUCUCCGCCAUCGUCGCCAACUCCCUCCCUUACUACUUUGUGCGACCUCUCUCCCUGUCUCAUAUACCAAGCUACGCGCCCAAAUCCAGCCUUCGGAACCGUCCCAUUCUUACAGAUCCGUACACAACCCUGGCAACAUCUCUACUCGCGACCGCAAUCUUUGCCGUUCUCCUAGAAGCGUCCUUUGCAACGUACCUCCCCACAUGGCUGAUCCUGCAUUUCGUGGGACUCAGAACGCUUGAACCUGCACACUUGGGUCCUGCGGGCCUUCCUACCCUCCUACUUGCGCUCCUCCCCGCGGGGUACGCCAUGAUGGAGUUCCUCUUCGCGCCGUCCACGGCCGCCACCAGCUCGACCGUCGUCAUUUCGCCAGAAUCGGGGCCCAUGCUGGCAUUCAAUCCGUCCACCGCCACGUUCUGGGACCAUAUCCACUAUAACUCGUGGGGUUGGUACUCUGCACGGCAGAAGGAACUCAUCCGUCGGACGGUGGUGCUCGCAGGAUUGCUCCUCAGUGAGACGGUGCUGACGACGUGGGGAACCGUCGAGGGCGUCGAACUUCAAGGAGCACUCGGCUAUGCCGGCGUCUGGGUGAUUGGCGCAAUUGUCACUGGCGCGGUGUUGGAUUGGGUCGGCGGCCCAAGCGAUUGA